AUGCACACGCUCGCGCAGGUUGCCGAGGACAUCCAGCACCGCGUCAUCCACCUCUUUGCGCGCGACCACGAGAGGAACCGGGCGUGCAACGGCGGCAGCGAGCUGCUCAACAAGGACCCGCACUUCCGCGACUACGUCCCCUUCCACGAGUUCUUCAAUUGCGAAACGGGCAAGGGCCUGGGAGCGUCGCACCAGACGGGCUGGACUGGCCUCGUCGCCUACUUCAUCUGGAGCACUGGCUCGACGGCGCGCCUGCCGCGCACGCCGCGCACGCCGAGGUCGGUCGCGGCGCACUACUUUGACGAGGUGGCGACGCCCGGCGCGAGCGAGGCCGAGACGAGCGCGUGGGACUCGGACUACUCGGCGGCCGAGCUCGACAUCGACGAGCUGUAG
Messenger RNA from Rhodotorula graminis WP1, 393 nucleotides. RefSeq lists its product as uncharacterized. NCBI's taxonomy places the organism in Eukaryota, Fungi, Basidiomycota, Microbotryomycetes, Sporidiobolales, Sporidiobolaceae. Gene Ontology annotation, molecular function: Glc3Man9GlcNAc2 oligosaccharide glucosidase activity. Gene Ontology annotation, cellular component: endoplasmic reticulum membrane. Gene Ontology annotation, biological process: oligosaccharide metabolic process; protein N-linked glycosylation. The coding region runs from base 1 to 393 and encodes 130 amino acids. The record is from RefSeq and is a predicted model, not a curated record. The transcript is spliced from 3 exons.